UAUUUAUUUUAAAUGCUAAAAGAUACGGAAUCCCUAAGCAGCCAUGUAUUGUUUAUUUUCUGUUGUUUUCUCGUGAUCUCGACAUAACAAAAGUUGUUUUCUCAUGAUCUCCGCUUAAUUUUCCUGUGUACCGGACAUCCAUCAUCCCGAAGUCAAUGGGGUUUUGAAGGUUUUUUUGUUUUGUUUUUUUAAAUGCUUGAAAUAAGGUCUGUGGUUAACACAAGCUCAAGAUAUGUUCAUGUUGUAUAAUACCCCCUUGGGAUUUAAAAAAAGAAAAAAAAUCUUUUACGUGUUUUGAAAAAAACGGUUACUAAUGAGUGCCUAAAUGGGACUACAGGGGUUGUCGGGGACAUUAAACGUCAUCACGCCGAACAGGAAAUCUCAUCUACUGCAGCAUUGUUGUGUUUAUACUCGCGCUCUUUCAACUCAAACUUUCCAACUUGUAGGUUUAUCAAUUUAUAGUAUUUUCCAAUUGUAUUGUUUUUUUGUUUUGUUUUUUUAAAUAGAGAUUUAAAGAGUUGUCAGAAGCGUAGCGGUGGUGACGUUGAAGUCACGCGACCGUGGUGUAGCUAAUUUAUAGUCUAACUUUAGCUUUUUACUUAUGCCGAGUGUAUAGACUUUAAAAUCUUAUGAAGCUUAACGAACGAAACAUGUAAGAACCAUAAACUUUUGUUAGUCACAGAGCUUAUUUUCUGAAAUAAUCCUAUGGAAAAAUCCUAUUAGUAUCCUAAGUGAUACUAACUUCUGGGGUGGGCUACAAAAAUACAUCGUCCCUGCAGGACUGACGACUUACACAUUAGUGUCAGACACUUGAGAGGGGGGACAUCCCUCUCUCAAUGUGGAGAUAAAGUCCGUCUCUACAGCGGGGGAUUAUUACAUUUAUGAUGGUGAAGAUGCCAACGUGUAUGUAACACCAGUCCCGUUCACAAAGCGCCAGAUUUUCUCACAAUAAAAUUACGUUGUGAUGGAAAAAAAAAAGAAUUUGGUUAUGUCGAGAUCAACAACAGAAAAUAAAAUUAAUGAUGCAUGGCCGCUUAGGACUUCCGUAAAAAGUAGUGCUUACAGGUGAAACUGAUGCAGGCUGAUUAAAGGCGUCCUAUAAAUCGCGAACCAAGCAUUUUGUCGUGCAUUCCGAGCUAAGUAUACAAUAUAUUAUUAAUGGCCUACAAUGAUUCAGAGUGUAUUGUUGAUCAGUUUAGCAGUUCAUGCGGCGUCAGUCCCGCGAGCCUCAUACGAGGAUUUGAAUUCCAACUACUUUUCUAGACAGAAGACGACUGAUAUACAGUUUUCAAAUCAAGAGUCUUCUAAAAUAUUCCCCGGACGUUUGUUUUCAAACGGCGAAAAUGUCUCUGAGUCUGAGAGCGGAGGUCUGGUUGUAAAGUGUGAGGAGAACAACUGGAGGAUUGUGGUGAAAAGGCAGUACUUUGGACCCGGCCUUCGUUUAUCUCCCAGAUCAGUUCGGCUGGGUGAAGAUGGCGCUCCUGGAGACUGCACUCCUCUUAAAGACUUCAUUACCCCUACUGAGAUGGUCAUUUCUGCCGGACUACAGGACUGUGGGAGUGAAUCAAGAGUAAGUGACAACUGGCUCAUUUAUUCCAAUAAGCUGGUAUUUUCCCAUGAAACACAUCUAACCUGGGGUGGUGUCCAUGUAUUGAAACAUCCACCUACAAUUGUUCCUAUUGAGUGCCGUUAUAAAAGAAAGUUUAGAGUGAGUGCUGAACCACUGAGCCCCACCUGGCUGCCCAUGACCUCAACUAUUGAAGCAGUAGGAUUACUGCACUUCUCUCUUGAUGUAAUUAAAGGCUCCCUUCAUCAGUCCACUGUAUACCAGCAGGGAGAGCCAUUGCUCCUGGAAGCAGCAGUGCAUAGUCCUAUGCACCGUCCACUACGAAUCUAUGUGGACCUCUGUGAGGCCUCUGUUCAUUCCGACACAUUAUCAUGGCCUAGAUAUGAGUUCAUAUCUGCCCAUGGGUGCCUGAUAGAUAGCAUGUUCCCGUAUUCAUCAUCCAAGUUUUACAGCAGGCCAAAGCAGAAUAUUCUCAGGUUCAGCAUACAGGCAUUCUUCUUCCCCCAAUAUCAGAGAAAGCAGGUUUUCAUCAGUUGCCACUUGAGAGCUGCUCCUGUUUAUAGUCUGCCUGACUCUCAAAACAAAGCUUGCUAUUUUCAUGGCCCUUCACUUAGUUGGCAUGCAGUAGAGGGGAGCAGUAAUGUGUGUCUGUGUUGUGAAACUGCAACCUGCAAGUCUGGAAAGGAGGACACAUCCAGCAAAUAUUUAGAUGAGCAGACCAGAGUGGUUGGCCCACUUCAGAUUCUGCCCGCAAAUGUACAUUGGACUGGGAAACUUACCAUAGGGACAUGAGUCUCACCUGAGCCCUUCGUCUGAGAGUUGUGCAGAAUUUCUCUUCCCAAUGCAGUGUCGCCAUACAAAAUAUUCCCACAUGGAUGCUAUCAACAGAGAAAUAAAGGAAAAAUUGUGCUGUCAUGUAUACAGUGUUCUACAUGUGCACUAGAGCAGUGAAGAAAAUUAGCUCUUUCUGUAUGUUCAAACGGUUUGGAUUAAAGAGAUUUGACAAAUCGGAGAAAUGUAUAGACUGUCUUUCGUGUGUGUGGUUUUUAUAUCUGUGCCUUUAUUUUUAUCCUAAAGCAAUUAUUUGGAUGUCUGCCUCCUGCACAUUAAACUGGAUUAAACGUUUAUCCCAGUUUUGUCUUCCAUGGUCUGUCAUGAUUAAUGGUAGCUUUCCUGUUUAAAGAUAUUAAGGAGUGAAAUUAAACUCUGAAUGAAUACCGGCUAUUUCAGGCCUUAUCAUAUUGCAACAUAGGAAAGUGGUGUCCUGUAAGGCAUUUUGCAUUUUCCUAGAAAGGGCAACAUGCUAGUUCUGCACGUUUCAGCAAACAUCAUCAGCAAACAUAACAGAGCCACUUAAAGAGCCAGUCAUACACGUCUGCUUCACUGAAAUGGUAGUACAUGCUUGAUCGUCUCCACUAUCCCCAACCUUAUUUAAGAGGUUUUCAUCUCUCAUUUCUAUUCAACAUUGUUCCACAACACUGCUUUCUUAUUUCUUAAAAUAAAUUGUUUAGACAUCUGUCUCUUCUGCUCUUAAUGUUCCAGGAAGGUUAUUCAGCUAGUUGGUCAUUUCUGGUGACUUUUCAGCAGGAAGGCUGGUGUUCAAAUCACAACUUUGUGUUCACUUUAAUGAUGCAUUACAAAGUUGUUUUGUGGUUUUUGUUUGUUGUUGUUUUUAAUCAAUCAGCAAUGUCUACACAACUCAAGUUUUAGAACAAUUUGCAAAGUUUAGGGUUGGGUGGUGUUGUUUUUGGCCGUUUUGUGAUCCUCAAAUCCAAUUGAAAUCGUGUCCAUAUCUGUGUCUCAGAAUGAAGCCCAAUUUGGUACGAGAUCAGUUCUAAUUAAGUUAUGUAACCAUUAACUGGUAAUGAACUGUCGUCUUUAAUUCCAUCUUGUAUGCACUGCUGCAAUAUUGGUUUUCAAGCGGUACUGUUUUUGUGGUUGUCUGUUUUGUGGUAUCACGACUUUUUUCUUCUUCUUCUUUUUUCUAAUGAUUGAGUUUGUGCACAAACAAUAGGUAAGAAAAAAUAAGCAAAGGUUUUGUUUUUUGUUCAGUUGGUAGGCAGAUAUAAUUAUCUAUGUAUGUACACCUAACACUAAAUAACCAGAUUUUGUGGGUGGUCACACACAUCACUGUGUAUAACCCUUGGGUGUAGACUUUAUUAAUAGAUUUCUUUUGAAUGAAUGAAUAAUUUUCCAAAUUUAUGGAACAGCUGUCUAAAGGCUUGCAG
Ictalurus furcatus (blue catfish) is the source of this 3795-nucleotide messenger RNA. Its product is annotated as zona pellucida sperm-binding protein 3-like. Bases 1169 to 2359 code for a protein of 396 amino acids. The record is from RefSeq and is a predicted model, not a curated record. Lineage: Eukaryota; Metazoa; Chordata; Actinopteri; Siluriformes; Ictaluridae. Gene Ontology annotation, molecular function: acrosin binding. Gene Ontology annotation, cellular component: extracellular matrix. The transcript is spliced from 9 exons. Gene Ontology annotation, biological process: binding of sperm to zona pellucida; egg coat formation; positive regulation of acrosome reaction.